Molecule: messenger RNA, 1812 nt
Organism: Zygosaccharomyces rouxii
Lineage: Eukaryota; Fungi; Ascomycota; Saccharomycetes; Saccharomycetales; Saccharomycetaceae
Gene: ORC2
Product: origin recognition complex subunit 2
Exons: 1
Coding region: 1-1812 (603 amino acids)
Biological process (GO): DNA replication
Cellular component (GO): nucleus; nuclear origin of replication recognition complex
Molecular function (GO): DNA replication origin binding
Source: RefSeq, a predicted model, not a curated record
AUGUCUGAUGACGGUAUCGUUAAGCAUGUCGAUAUAUUAUCGUCACCUUCUAAGGCAAGAGGUAAAGUUACUUGCCGUGUAGUCUCUAAGAGGAGAUCUACUCCGGUUCCAGAUGGACUUGAUCGAAAGAGAUCUCCGAAGAAGAAUUUAUUGGAAAGAAUUGAAAGGAGUCCAACUCCUGGCGGCAUUUGGCAAGAGUCCUCCGAUCUAUCAUCGUCAGAAUCACCAAUUGGUAAAAGAAAACGCAGUGAGUCUCGCAGGACGAAGUCUCAAAAUGAUGAUAAAGAAGAGGAAGAAGAUAAUAAUGACGAUGGUGGUGACGCCUACGUAUCCAAUGGAGAUGAAGAAGAUAAAUUAGAUAGGGAGAACAAGCGCCAUCGGAGACUGCCGUCUAGAUCAGAAACUCCAAUUCCCGUGUUGGCCAGUCCCGUAAAGACUACUGAGAGUGAAAAUGAAGUAUCUAUAACAACUACUCCUCAGAAGAAAACGCCCAAGAAGACUUUGAGUACGGAGCAUGACUUUACAUCACCAUUGAAAAAAGUCAUUUUAAGCAAUUUGGAUGAAUACAAGAAUACAGCAUCGAGUGAAAAUCUAAAAUUGAGUAGAAAUUUCGUCCCCACCCCAUUGCCAACUGCCAAGGAAAAAUAUGUACCGACUACGACGGAUAAAUCGAUGAGUUCAUUUUUCGAUACUUUUGAAGGAUAUUUUGAUCAAAGGAAGCAAUUGCGUGGUAGUCAGAAAUCUAAGAACACCAUGAGUAUGGCAACAGAUGUCACUAGAGAAGAAUUUGCAUUAAUUUCUAAUACGUUUCACGGAAAACUACACAGAGCCGCCCGUGAUGGACUCUAUGAAAUUCAAACUAGGUUGUUUCCACAAUACUGGUUUGAAUUAACUCAAGGUUUUUCACUUUUAUUCUAUGGGGUAGGUUCUAAAAGAGAAUUUUUGGAAAGAUACGUAUUUGAAUACCUUGCUCCUAAUCUGGUUUCUGACGAAAGCAGUGUGGGGGUUCCAUGUGUGGUUGUUAAUGGGUACAAUCCGACGUGUAAUUACAGAGACGUCUUUAAGGAUAUUUCACGGGCGCUCUUACCACAGGAACUAAGUCGAAAUGAGACCAAGUAUUGGGGGAACCACGUAAUUUUGCAAAUUCAAAAAAUGAUUGAACUUUACAAAAAUGAACCACCGGACAUUAAACUAGUUAUUGUAAUUCACAAUUUAGAUGGACCAAGUCUAAGAAAGGACAAUUUCCAAACGAUGUUAUGCUAUUUGGCACUGAUACGACAAGUCGCCCUCGUAGCAUCCACGGAUCAUAUUUAUGCUCCCAUUCUAUGGGAUAAUUUCAAAGCCCAAAAUUACAACUUUGUUUUUCACGAUGUUUCCAAUUACGAACCAUUAGCGGUAGAAUCAUCGUUCAAAGACGUUAUGAAGAUGAAUAGAAACAACUCUGCAAGCGGUGCUGAAGGUGCUAAAUUCGUGUUAGAAUCUCUAACGCACAACACGAAGAGAAUGUACAAGGUUCUAUUAGAGACACAAAUCUCUAAUAUGAACUCGCAUGCAUCAAACGCUAGAGGCCAAGUACCGCCAACGAAGCGUGGAUCGCCGACAGUGGGCGUAGAACUAAAGCAGCUUCUACAUCUGUGUUCAGCAGAAUUCGUCGCGAGUAAUGAAAUUUCUUUGAGAAGCAUGCUUACGGAAUUUGUUGAACAUAAGAUGGCCGCCAUCUCAAAGAAUCCAGCGGGUACGGAACACGUUUGGAUUCCUUACAAUUACUCAGAGAUAAACAAGUUGUUAUCAACAGUAAUGCAAAGCAUAUGA